AUGUUUAAGUUAUAAUAUCUUAAUGAGGACGAGAAUCUUAUGAUAAGUGAGAAAUUAAGCACGAUAAUUGGAUAGGUAUAAUUGAUAUUUAUGAAAUGUAUAAUUUUAGUUUAAUUUUAGGGAAAGCUAAGUUAUAACAAAGGUAAAUAUUAAAAGGGAAGUUGGGAGAUAUUAGUUAAAAGAAGAAUUUAAAUUAAUGUAAAUAUUUAGUGAAAUUAUAAUAAUUACGGAAAUAAGAAUGA
Molecule: messenger RNA, 242 nt
Organism: Paramecium sonneborni
Lineage: Eukaryota; Ciliophora; Oligohymenophorea; Peniculida; Parameciidae
Source: the annotation of a GenBank genome assembly